Molecule: messenger RNA, 1166 nt
Organism: Aspergillus wentii DTO 134E9
Lineage: Eukaryota; Fungi; Ascomycota; Eurotiomycetes; Eurotiales; Aspergillaceae
Product: translation initiation factor 6
Exons: 5
Coding region: 359-1102 (247 amino acids)
Biological process (GO): cytosolic ribosome assembly; ribosomal subunit export from nucleus; maturation of 5.8S rRNA
Cellular component (GO): nucleolus; preribosome, large subunit precursor; cytosol
Molecular function (GO): ribosomal large subunit binding
Source: RefSeq, a predicted model, not a curated record
CGCCGGUAUUCCAGUCUAUCUUUCUCAGAUUAUAAGAGAGAAGGAAACCAGAGAAGCUGAAGCUGAAGAAAAAGGAUAGCUUGUUGACUGUUGCUGUCUCGCUUUUAUUCUCUCCUAUUUCUCCCUCUUGACAAUUGUCGUCUCAUCCACUUAACGACCCCCACGACAUUUUUUCUUCAUCGACGUCACCCCGCCUUCUCUCUCUCUCGCAAAGCUUCAAAACUUCGCUCAACGGUCGUGUCCAACAAAGCCUUUUUCAAGUAUAAAAAGAGCUGUGCCAGAUCUUAAUUCUCAUUAUAACUUCGACACUAUUAUCUUCGAUAUUUCACGAGUAACUUAGGAAGAACAAACUCCAAUCAUGUCUGUUCGUGCGCAAUUCGAGAACUCCAACGAAGUUGGUGUCUUCUCUAAACUUACAAACUCAUACGCUCUUGUUGCCGUUGGCGCGUCGGAGAACUUUUACAGUGUAUUCGAGGCAGAACUCCAGGAUGUCAUCCCGAUAUGCCACGCUACUAUCGCCGGAACUCGCAUUGUUGGUCGUUUGACCGCUGGUAACCGUAAGGGCCUUCUUGUCCCUACAACUACAACAGACCAAGAAUUGCAGCACCUGCGGAAUCACCUGCCCGACUCGGUUAAGAUUCAACGGAUAGAAGAGCGUCUUUCUGCCCUGGGGAAUGUCAUCUGCUGCAAUGAUCACGUCGCAUUGGUGCAUCCGGAUCUGGAGCGGGAAACUGAGGAGAUCAUCGCCGAUGUCCUCGGUGUCGAAGUUUUCCGUCAAACCGUUGCCGACAACGUCCUGACAGGUUCCUACAUGGCCCUCUCCAACCAAGGUGGUAUCGUUCACCCCAAGACCUCCAUCCGCGAUCAGGACGAGCUCUCGUCUCUGCUCCAGGUUCCCCUCGUCGCUGGUAGUGUCAACCGCGGUAGCCCCGUCGUCGGAGCCGGUAUGGUGGUCAACGACUGGUUGGCCGUGACAGGAUUAGACACCACAGCCACCGAGUUGAGUGUUGUUGAGAGUGUGUUUAGACUGGGUGAGAUGGGUCCCCGUGGGCUGGGCAUGGGCAAUGCCAAUAAGGAUAGCAUUGUGGAGAGUUUCUAUUAGGUUGUGUUUGGGGUUUUUUUGGGUGGAAUUGAUUUACAAGGCUUUUUUACGUCUCAUGAUGGGA